ACGUGGAGAACGCCAGGGAGCUGUGAGAGUGUGCAGUCGCGUUCCUGCUGUCCGGACACUUUUUUCCUCUACUGAGACUCAUCUGGCAGAUCCGCAGGCCAGUCCUCCCAGGGGCUGAAGUGCUGCGACGCCGCCAUUGGCUUUGUGGUCGUGAAGGGGCCAGGACAGUGUGAAAUAUGGGUUUUCUAAGAAGAUUAAUCUAUCGGCGUAGACCAAUGAUCUAUGUAGAAUCUUCUGAGGAGUCCAGUGAUGAGCAACCUGACGAAGUGGAAUCACCAACUCAAAGUCAGGAUUCUACACCUGCUGAAGAGAGAGAGGAUGAGGGAGCAUCUGCAGCUCAAGGGCAGGAGCCUGAAGCUGAUGGGCAGGAGCCUGAAGCUGAUAGCCAGGAACUGGUUCAGCCACAGACUGGGUGUGAGCUUGGAGAUGGUCCUGAUACCAAGAGGGUGUGCCUGCGAAAUGAAGAGCAGAUGAAACUGCCCGCAGAAGGGCCAGAGCCUGAAGCGGAUAGCCAGGAACAGGUUCACCCGAAGACUGGGUGUGAGCACGGAGAUGGUCCUGAUGUCCAGGAGUUGGGCCUGCCAAAUCCAGAGGAGAUGAAAACACCUGAGGAAGAUGAAGGGCAAUCACAGCCUUAAAAGAAGACACGCUGAAAUGGUGCAGGCUGCUCCUGUGUUGGAAAUUUGACCAUUAAAAUUCUCCCAAUAAAGCUUUACAGCCUUCUGCAAAGAA
Pan troglodytes (chimpanzee) is the source of this 732-nucleotide messenger RNA. It is a transcript of the gene PAGE1, whose product is annotated as PAGE family member 1. Bases 177 to 638 code for a protein of 153 amino acids. The transcript is spliced from 7 exons. The record is from RefSeq and is a predicted model, not a curated record. NCBI's taxonomy places the organism in Eukaryota, Metazoa, Chordata, Mammalia, Primates, Hominidae.